This is a messenger RNA of Botrytis deweyae, 2168 nucleotides long. RefSeq lists its product as uncharacterized. The record is from RefSeq and is a predicted model, not a curated record. NCBI's taxonomy places the organism in Eukaryota, Fungi, Ascomycota, Leotiomycetes, Helotiales, Sclerotiniaceae. Gene Ontology annotation, molecular function: zinc ion transmembrane transporter activity. The transcript is spliced from 7 exons. Gene Ontology annotation, biological process: zinc ion transmembrane transport. Bases 216 to 1727 code for a protein of 503 amino acids. Gene Ontology annotation, cellular component: plasma membrane.
UCUGAUUGCAGACUUUCUAACCUUUGAAUUUUCCGUUCUAUCGAGCUAGAGGAUUCAAUUGACAAGAUAAAUACUAGACGUCGGCCGCAGAUUGAUAUCAAAUUUAGUUUCCCUUCUUGAUUUCAUCCCUUCCCCAAAGCCUUUUCUCUGAAAGCCGUUUCUCUCUCCUUCAUCCCCUUAUUUUUACACGCCUUCUUUGUGGUGCCGUUUACGAGAUGUUCAGUUCUCGAUUUUCUAUCACUCUGAGAAGUGUGUUGCUUUUUUCAUUGCUCGGUGCCAUCACAAGGGCUCAGAUCACGCUCACGGGCUGCCAUAUCCAGGAAGGACAAGAAGUAUGUUUCCUUCCCGGGGGGGCCGAAACCACAAUUAGCAGCAGCACUUCUACUCCUACUCCAACUCCAACUCCAACGUCUCCAGCUUCGGUGACCGCAGAGACGACUGGAAUUGCGCAGACUACUGCCAUUACUGACUGCCACCAACAUGAUACUACUCAGUAUUGUGUAAAAGGCAAUGGCGAAGAGGUUCAGGUAUUGGCGACUGCCACUGCUAGUGAAGCUCUGCCUACGGCUUACAAUGGCUGCCAUUCUCACGGCUCUACCAUGUUCUGCUUGAGACCCGAUGGUGCUGAAGUUGAGGUCUUGGGUUCUACUGAAGGGGUGGCUUCCACUGAACAGGAGAGUUCUGGGGAGUCUGAAGGUGGAGAGAACUGCCACUUCCAUGCCGGUGUUGAACAUUGUGUUGGUGGUUCCGCUGCGGCAACCUGCGAGCGAAAAGAUCGCGAUUACAAUGUCAAACUCCGCAUUGGGCUGUUGUUUGUCAUCCUCUUCACAAGUGCAAUCGGGGUCUAUGCUCCGAUUUUCAUGACGCGAGUUCUAAAGACCAAUGGGACUGGAAUCGUUUUCACCAUUGUCAAGCAGUUUGGAACUGGUGUCAUCAUCUCCACAGCCUUGAUCCAUCUUGCGACCCACGCUUCAUUAAUGUUUGGCAACAGUUGUCUUGGUGAAUUGAAGUAUGAAGCAACCACGACCGCUAUCAUGAUAGCCGGUGCGUUUAUCGCUUUCGUAAUCGACUUUACUGGUCAUCGACUCGCACAUUGGCGCCAGCAAUCCACUAUAGAGAGACAAACUGCCAGUAUCAGCUCUCAGGACAACUCACGUGACGAAGCCGCAGUAAAAGGCCACCCUACAUCUACGCUCGCGCACCUAAGCCACCACCACGACAUUAACAAUGUUGGCACCACCCACGCCAAUGAUGGUUUCAGUAUCUUCAUCCUCGAGGCUGGUAUCAUUUUCCACUCCCUUCUUAUUGGUAUCACAUUGGUGGUAGCAGGCGACUCAGUCUUCAUCACCCUCUUUAUCGUCAUCGUCUUCCACCAGAUGUUUGAAGGACUUGCUCUUGGCGCCCGAAUUGCAGUAAUGGAUGGUCUUCACACCAUCAAGUACAUAAUCCUUCCAAUGGCCUUUACGCUUGUUACUCCAAUUGGAAUGGCCAUUGGAAUCGGUGUUAUCAACAAAUUCAAUGGCAAUGAUCCAUCGACCAUCGUUGCUCUUGGAACCUUAGAUGCCCUUUCUGCUGGUAUUCUUACCUGGAUCGGCUUUGUCAACAUGUGGGCUCAUGACUGGAUGUACGGGGAGUUGAGGAAUGCUGAGUUGGCCAAGACUUUAAUCGCUUUGGUCAGUCUAAUGGGAGGCAUGGCGUUGAUGGGGCUCCUUGGAAAAUGGGCAUAAAAAGCGCUCAAAGAUCUAACUUAAACUGUAUUCGAUAACCUUUUAAGAAUGUGUUCGAGUAAUCUGUGAGAUAAAAUUCAAUGAAGAGGUCACAAAAAAGUGUUUUAGGGUUAAUUCGAAGACGAUAUAAGUAGGAGAUUAUUGUUACUACUAUUGUUAUGUCUCUGAAAAUCAGCAAGAAUCCCCUGAAGAAGAAUUAAUAUACAAUGAUAGAAGAUGCAUGGAUGAGCAUAGGAAUAAUGCUAACAUUCUAGAAGUCUCACAUAACUAUGAGCUCUUGAGUGGGAAGAUUGAAAGUCAAUUUGUCACUCCGAUUGUCUAAUUGAAAGUUGCGCGCUGAUUGACUCUAGCGAGUAGAAGUCUUUCAUGAACGACAAUCUAUCGUCAUGUCAAAUUCUCCAUGUGUAGAGCUGACUUACUUAGUAUUAAACAGCUACUUUC